GGGUGCGCGUGCAAGAACACGGGUGGCAGCGGUGCUGGGGCGCGCUUGGCGCCGGGGGAUGCGCGGGGAGGGGCGGGGGUCUCCGCGAUGCCUCCGGCGAGCUCGUUUCCCGCGUGGGCGUGCGGGGGUGCACACGCAGCACCAGGGCACAGAUGCGGAGGGCGGGUAACCCGGGGGCGAUCUGGGAGGAAGCACACGCCCCCCACCACCCCGUGCCGGGUGGCGACCGGCGCUUGCGGAGCGCGGGGGGUCGGGUCCCCCGUGGGGGCGAGCUGGGCUGUUAGAGCGGCGUGGGGCCGGUCUUUGCGUGUCUGUGGCCAUUUGCUUCGUGCUUCGGUGGUGACCUGGUGCUGGGGGUGGGUGCAGAACGGGAACGGGAGGAUCUCGAUCCGGGAGGGAGACGCGACCCUUACCCGGGGGACUCUGCCACCGCUCCCUGCCCGCUGCCGAUAUCGUCUGGGCAAGUGCCACUGGUGCUUCUAAAGCCACAGCCCAGGUCUGGGCCACCAUCGGUUUCACAGCGUCCGAGCUGCUCUCCCCCUGUAGCUUCGUGCUUCAGAGCCAGCAGCCUCAGAAAGGAGACGGGAAUUGUCUCCAUCCGCUUCUUUUUCUUUCCAGAAGGAUCUUUGUGCGUUUUCUUGUCUUUGCAAGCGCCAGUCCUGCGCUACCGUCGAUGUGACUAAUAGGGCUGAUGUGGUGCCACCCCCGGGGAUGAGGGGCGACUCGUCCCCUGCAGUGCUGGCACGCGAGGGGGGUCCUGUUUGUCGUCCUGGCCCCCGGUGGUGCACUGGGGAGGACCCUGGCACGGGCCCUGCACCCCCUCCUUGUCCUUUGUGCAAACGGUUUAGCGUUUUAAUUCCCGAGGAGGUGCCGUGUCACUAUAGAGCGUGGCCGUGACUGAUGGCAAUAGGGUGGAGGUCACCAGAUCCAUCUUCUUGUGGAUCAUGGGAAACGCAGAAGAUAAAGUGAUUCUGCUGAAGUCCACCCUUCUGGGGGCGCAGGAGAGGAAAAUGAGGGUCUUGUGCUGGGUGUUGCUGCCUCUCCUCCUGAGGAGCAGCUCUGGAAUGUGUCGGGGAGCAGGGGAUGUCAUGCCGAUGGCCAUCAAGGCUCAGUUGGGGAGGUUGGUGCUCUCCUGCUCUCGGUGCCUCGGAGCAGUGGGCGCGUGGUCUGGAGGAUGCAGCAGUGCCGGGGGGAGCCGGGUGGAAUAGGAAAGAGCUGCCACCUUCAUCUCCAUCACCAGCAAGGCCCCUGGGGACAGCAAGACCAGAGGAGAGGGUUCCUAAGGGGCACCUGUUCUGGGAGCCAUGGAGGAAGUGCCGAGCCUGCCCGAGGAGCAGGCGGAGGGGGAGCCCAGGGAAGGGGCUGAUGGUUGUCUGGGAGAGCCGGGAACAGCGAGGUGGGAGCAGGCUGUGCACAGCAGCCGUCAGGAUCUGCAGGAGGAACCGACAGCUGGCACGGAAAUGUCCUUGGAGAUCUGGUGGAAGUCCCUGCACGACCUCGGCAUCCUCAGCCCGACCUCUGUCAUGUGCUGAGAAGGAUCAAGAGACUCCUCCAGGAAGGAGCAUUGGAAGCUGCUAGGCAACCUGAAGACCACAGUGGAAGGUUUGGUGUCCACCAGCAACCCGAAUGUCUGGUCCAAGUAUGGCGGCUUGGAACGGCUCUGCAGAGACAUGCACAGCAUCCUCUACCACGGGCUCAUCCACGACAAGGUGUGCUGCAGACAGAAGGAUUACUGGCAGUUUGUAAAGGACAUUCGCUGGCUGAGUCCUGGCUCUGCUCAUCAUCUGGAGAAGUUCAUCAGCCUGCAGGAGAGUGGCCAGCCUGACCCAGAGGGCCCAGGGGACCAGGCCAUCGCCCAGCUGUGGCUGCAGCACAGCCUGCAGUGCCACUGCCUGUCGGCACAGCUGAGACCACUCCUGGGGAACCGGCAGUACAUCAGGAAAUUCUACGCAGACACUGCCUUCCUGCUCAGUGACGCCCACGUCACGGCCAUGCUGCAGUGCCUGGAGGCUGUCGAGCAGAACAACCCCAGGCUUCUGGCUCAGAUCGACACCUCCAUGCUGGCCGGCACGUCACUGCCGUCCCUGUGCACGUCAGGUCCUUCUGCUGAGACAAGAGAGAUGUGUGACCGCAACACUGAAGGACAGGAGAGCCAUCUGCCUGGGGCACUGGGCUGCCUGGAUCGUUACACUGAGAGCCUGCUUACCAGGAAGAGUGAGGGUCCACCUCCGGUGACCAAGAGUCAGAGCCUGACUGCCCUCUCUGGGUCCCUGUACAUCCCCGCUGCAGGAUGCACACAGCAGCACUGCUUUGGGUCCUUCUCCAGCUUCCACCAUCCAGCCUCCUCUGGCCUCUCAGACAGGAGACCAGCGAGCUCCUCUGUUAGCUCCAGCUCUAGCCAACCCCAGGAGCGCAGCCCAUCCACCCGGUCCUCGUCCUUCAGCGAUGGCAGGUCCCCUCUGGAGCAGCCUGGCUCUGCUACCUGCUUCCAUGUCCCCUCACCCAAAGACCCCUUCUCUCCGGCCAGCGAGAUGAGCUCCAGCACCACCAGCCAGAGCGAGGACACUUGGACGGGGAGUCAGGAUGAUCCGCAAAGCGAUGCUAACGAUGGGCCCGAGUAUCUGGCCAUUGGGAACUUGGGGCGCCGUGGCCGAGCAUGCAGCAGCGCCAGCACCAACAGCACCAAAAGCAGCAGCUCCAAACUCUUCUCCUCCAGCAGCUCCCAGAAGCUGGACUCGGUCUCAUCCACAGGGGAGCAGGGGGCGAGUGGAGGUGGAAGCAGGGGCCUGAGCCUGUUGCGCCGGUCCAGCUUCUCAGAGGGACAGUCAUCAGCUCUGCAAGGCAUCCUCAAGAAGAGCCAUGUGCGCUCACACUCUGACACCAACGUGGCUUCGGGCAAGUUGCACGGAGCCCUCAGGGAUAUCACCAUUAUAAUAGAAGAUCCAGUGGCAGAGUCCCACGGGGAUCCAGGUGGAGGGAGAGGGCCGGUCUCUGCUUCCACCCAGAGCAGUGAACUGAGCACACCCAGCUCCCUCUACAUGGAGUAUGACUCUGGACAGUACCUGAGCUCAGGGGAAGGGAUGUUCAGAAGACCCUCAGAAGGGCAGUCCCUCAUCAGCUACCUCUCUGAGCAGGACUUCGGCAGCUGUGCAGACCUGGAGAAGGAGAAUGCCCACUUCAGCAUCUCAGAGUCCCUGAUCGCUGCCAUUGAGCUGAUGAAAUGCAACAUGAUGAGCCGGCAGCUGGAGGAGGAGGAGGAGGACAGCGACAAGGAGAUCCAGGAGCUUAAACAAAAGAUUCGCAUUCGGCGCCAGCAGAUCCGCACCAAGCACCUGUUCCCUACCUGCCAGGAGAUGGGCUCAGACGGUCUUGUGGCGACAGACAGCGGGUCCCAGUUCAGCUCCCACGGCUCCAUGCGGCUCUCUGACUCUGGCUCAGCAGAGGAUGUGGAAGAGUAUGAGAUCCGAGAUGGUAACGAUGGAUCUAACCUGAUUCAAAUGUCCAAGAACGGCCUCUCAGUGUCAAUGGCUUCCUUGUUCUCAGAUGCAGACAUCAAGAGGAACCCAGACUCCGGCAGGAAGUCCUUUCUCUCCUCAGAGUCCAUAUCCCACUCCUUCCUCAAUUCCAACUCGGCGGAGGCUGUGGCCAUGGGCUUACUGAAGCAGUUUGAGGGUAUGCAGCUCCCAGCUGCCUCUGAAUUGGAGUGGCUGGUUCCUGAGCACGACGCCCCGCAAAAGCUCCUGCCCAUCCCUGACUCUCUGCCCAUCUCUCCCGAUGACGGAGAACAUGCCGACAUCUACAAGCUGAGGAUUCGGGUGCGCGGAAACCUGGAGUGGGCCCCACCACGACCACAGAUCAUCUUCAAUGUUCACCCAGCCCCAACGAGGAAGGUGGCCGUGGCCAAGCAGAAUUACCGGUGUGCAGGCUGCGGCAUCCGGACUGAUCCUGAUUACAUCAAGCGGCUGCGGUACUGCGAAUACCUGGGGAAGUAUUUCUGCCAGUGCUGCCACGAGAACGCCCAGACGGUCAUCCCCAGCCGCAUCCUGCGCAAGUGGGACUUCAGCAAAUACUACGUGAGCAACUUCUCCAAAGACCUGCUGAGCAAGAUCUGGAGUGACCCGCUCUUCAACGUGCAGGAUAUCAAUCCUGCCCUGUACCGGAAAGUGAAGUCUCUCAACCAAGUGUGGCUGCUGCGAAUCCAGCUUUUCCACAUGAAGAACAUGUUUAAGACGUGUCGGCUAGCUAAAGACCUCCUAGACUCCUUUGAUGCGGUGCCUGGCCACUUGACGGAGGAUUUGCACCUCUACUCGCUAAGCGACCUCAGUGCCACAAAGAAAGGGGACCUGAUGCCUCGCCUAACAGAACUCCUGAAGGCAGGCAGCCUGCACGUUGAGAAAUGCAUGCUGUGCCAAGCCAAAGGCUUCAUCUGCGAGUUCUGCCAGAACGAGGGUGACAUCAUCUUCCCCUUUGAGCUCAACAAGUGCAGGACCUGUGAAGAUUGCAAAGCCUGCUACCACAAAUCCUGCUUCAAAUCCACAAACUGUCCCCGCUGCGAGCGGCUUCAAGCCCGGAGAGAGCUGCUGGCCAAACAGAGCAUGGAGUCCUAUGUCUCGGAUUACGAAGAUGAGCUGGAGCAGCCAGAGGCGGUGGCAGCCACAUGAGCACGUUGCAGCAGUGGAGCAGAUCGUGGGGUUAUUUAUGUGUGUGGCCUUCAUCACCAGAGACUGGGCUACAUAGACUGCAGACGAGGAGGACCAUCAGGAGCCCUGGAGCGCUGUCUUGAAGGGAUAUAUUUUCCCCCAUGCAGGAGUGCUGGGCUGGGGAAGGGGCAUCUUCCAUCAGGCGGGUCUGCUUCAGGUACUGCUCGCACUUCCUGAUGCCUUUGAUCCCGCCUGUCCUGCAGGCAGAACAGGGGCCUUUUCCAAGCAGUUGCUCAUGCCAGACCAGGCAGGGCUGAGCUGCUAGUCCUUGUGCCCUCCUCGCCGGCAGAGUCCUCCAGAGGGUCGGCAUUUUCUGCUCAUCACCUGGAUACUAGGAAGCUCUGGCCACAUCUGCUCCUUGGAGGCAGAAAAUCAGGUCUCUGAGUCCUCCGAUCCCCUGUCCUGCUGCUGGAGGUUGUGUGCAAGGGAGGGUGGGCAUUUGGGGUUGAUUGUACAUUUAACAGCUCCCUUUCUCAAAUCUGGCUUGGGACACUGCCGGAGAGCAGUUUCUCUCGCUCCAGGAUCAGAGCAGAGGAGGUGGCAGUGUGCCUGUCCGUGCCAUCUGUGCUGAGCUGCUUUUCCCUGCCUUCCACCGUCCACCUGUGCUGCUGAGGGGCUUUUCCCCUGGAGCAGCUGCACAAGGGGACCAGUGGUGCCAGGCUUUCAGCAGAGGCAGAUCCCUAUGGCCGGAGGAUGUAGUAAGCAAGGCUUCCAACGCUGCUUCCUCCUCAUGCUGUCGGUCUGUCCUCCUGGGGGGUGUUCUCCUCUAAGGGUGACAUGGGACCUCACUGGUGGCACCAGGACCUGCCUUGCGUGCAGCUGCCUUCUGCCCGAGACCUGGCAGGAUGUGGGUGAAGGCUCAGAGCCUCCAGCCAUAUCCCGAGCCUCUAGCCACAUCCCGAGCCUCUGUCUCGGUGUGUCAUUUUAGGUUGUUUUUUUUGUUUUUUAAUCUGCUGGAUUUAGUUUUAUUUUUUUUAAUGUGAUCAUUUGUAUUUUUAACUGUGUGUCCCGCUCCCCCCCACCAGGAGGUGCUACUUGAAAUGCCUCUUUAGGACACAUGUUACCUGCUUGGGACUCACCGGUAUAAAACCUCCAGGACUGUCCUGCUCCUGGUUCCUCACCCCUGGAUGGGGCUGGCGUUUGCCAGAUGUCUCCUGUCCCAGCAGAUCUCCUACUCCCCUUGGGAGAGGCGUCGCUGAGCCAGGCAAAGCCUCAAGGCUUCCCGACUGCAACACAGCGGGGCGGCCAGGCAGCCUGCUUGCAAUGGGGGUUGCAUGGGGGAGAGGGGUUUGGCACUGGGGUGCUGCAAAGGGUCAGUCCCUUGGCAAUGCAGAGCUGCCUGCCACAACUGAUAGCUCCAGGGGGGGUGCAAGGGGGUCCAAGAUGAGCUCUGCUCUCCGGGGCUAGUUGUCAGUUGAGGAGGCGCCCCUGCAUCGCAGAGGGAUGCUUUAGCCCAUGGCGCAGGUGAGUGUCCAGCACCACCUGUCAUGGGUGGGAUGUGGGGCGUUUGGAAGGACGGUGUGGCCUGUGUAUGUGCAAGAAGGGCGUUGAGGGACUGAGGAGCAAUACACUGGCAGAAGGCAUCUAGGGGCAAUGGCUCUUGCAGCUCAUGCCCUGGCUUGAGGCUGGGAUGUGAUCCUUCAUGGGCUGUCCCUGUGAGGGUGGCAGGAGAGGCUGGGACCAGGAGAGGUGGCUGCUAGGCUUGGUCAGGGAGGGUGGCUGCAAGUCUCGCUGCUGGGGGCCAGGCUGCUGCAUGGCAGUAUCUCCCCCCUGCUCUGCAGCAUCCUGACAGAGACAGGUCUAGCCUGGGAAGGGGGGUUCAGCUCCCCACUCGCUCCCCCAGGGUUUUUCCCUCCUCCUGUCUUGCUUCUGCUUGUUUUCCCCAGGAGAGCAGCUGCUCUCCUCCUCGCUCUCUGUCUCUGCAAGCCCUGGGGCUGCCAGAUGCUGGUCCAACUUGGUCUUUCCUGUCCCCAACCCCAAGCUGAGCCCUCUUGCUGCUGCCUGGAGCUGGCACCCCAGUCCCUUGAGCAGCACACCUCCAUCAGCCCUGUUUUGUUUGAAGCACUUUAAUGUCACGGGAUGGCAGCUGAGGGGCUGCCCCCAUCCCUUUCUAGAAGCACUGAGUACAUUUAGAGAAGAGGGAAGGGAUUUUGACUUAUUUGUGGUUUCCACCCUCCGCCAUAGACUUUGUCUGGAAGCAGCAGGACUUGCAAAGCUGGU
Molecule: messenger RNA, 6920 nt
Organism: Chroicocephalus ridibundus (black-headed gull)
Lineage: Eukaryota; Metazoa; Chordata; Aves; Charadriiformes; Laridae
Gene: RUBCN
Product: rubicon autophagy regulator
Exons: 24
Coding region: 1671-4661 (996 amino acids)
Biological process (GO): negative regulation of endocytosis; negative regulation of autophagosome maturation
Cellular component (GO): early endosome; late endosome
Molecular function (GO): phosphatidylinositol phosphate binding
Source: RefSeq, a predicted model, not a curated record